This is a messenger RNA of Euleptes europaea (tarantolino), 2469 nucleotides long. RefSeq names its product AFG3 like matrix AAA peptidase subunit 2 (gene AFG3L2). Gene Ontology annotation, cellular component: m-AAA complex; membrane. The coding region runs from base 1 to 2454 and encodes 817 amino acids. The record is from RefSeq and is a predicted model, not a curated record. The transcript has 17 exons. Gene Ontology annotation, molecular function: ATP hydrolysis activity; metalloendopeptidase activity; ATP-dependent peptidase activity. Gene Ontology annotation, biological process: mitochondrial protein processing; protein-containing complex assembly. Lineage: Eukaryota; Metazoa; Chordata; Lepidosauria; Squamata; Sphaerodactylidae.
AUGGCUCAUCGCUGCCUGUGGCUGUCGCGGGGUUGCUGCCGCCGGUCCCCCAGCGGGCUGCCCGGAGCUCAGCAGCCGCCGCCGGUUCUUUGGAGCCGAGGCCUGACGGCGCCCUGCCCGAGGCUGCUUCAUGACCAAGUUGCCACCCAGGUUCCUACAAAUAGAAAUAAUGCCCUUGUAAAUGUAAUUGCUGCUUACAGAAGACUCUGCUCCCAACCUCCAAAAGGAUUUGAAAAAUAUUUUCCUAAUGAGAAAAAAGCUAAUGAAACAAAAGCAUCAGAUGAAGAGAUAAAAGAUGCAAAGCCAAAUAAUUCCCAGCAGCCUAGCAGAACUGGCACUGGGGGAGGUGGAGCGAGCAGCGGCAGCCCUGGUGGCGGUGGAGGAAAAAAAGGCGGCAAGAAAGAGGAUACUGGCUGGUGGUCCAGAUUGCAAAAGGGUGACUUUCCCUGGGAUGACAAAGAAUUCCGUUUCUAUUUUAUGGGCAGUGCUAUUUUCUGGGCAGCUGUUACGUACUACUUUUUCUUCAGGAAUGUUGGGAGAGAAAUCACAUGGAAAGACUUUGUCAACAGUUAUCUUUCUAAAGGAGUGGUGGACAAGCUAGAAGUGGUUAACAAGCGCUUUGUCAGAGUGGUCUUUACUCCUGGAAAGUCUCCUAUUGAUGGGCAAUAUGUCUGGUUUAAUAUUGGGAGUGUGGACACUUUUGAACGGAACUUGGAAACUGCCCAGCUUGAGAUGGGGAUAGAAGGGGAGAACAGAUUGCCUGUAGUAUAUUCAGCAGAGAGUGAUGGCUCAUUUCUUCUAAGUAUGCUGCCAACAGUGCUGAUAGUUGGCUUCUUGCUCUACACGUUAAGAAGAGGACCUGCUGGAAUGGGCCGAACAGGACGGGGAAUGGGUGGACUCUUCAGCGUGGGUGAAACAACAGCCAAAGUCCUAAAGGAUGAGAUAGAUGUAAAGUUCAAAGAUGUAGCUGGCUGUGAGGAGGCUAAACUAGAAAUAAUGGAGUUUGUUAACUUCCUGAAAAACCCAAAGCAAUACCAAGAUCUUGGAGCAAAGAUCCCAAAGGGAGCCAUUUUGACAGGACCACCAGGCACUGGGAAAACUCUUCUAGCUAAAGCUACAGCCGGGGAAGCCAAUGUUCCUUUUAUUACAGUCAAUGGAUCUGAAUUCUUAGAGAUGUUUGUCGGUGUGGGUCCCGCUAGAGUUCGUGAUUUAUUUGUACUGGCUCGUAAAAAUGCCCCUUGCAUUCUCUUCAUUGAUGAAAUAGAUGCAGUGGGAAGGAAGAGAGGACGGGGCAACUUUGGAGGGCAAAGUGAACAAGAAAACACACUCAACCAACUACUAGUUGAAAUGGAUGGGUUUAAUACUACAUCAAAUGUAGUUAUUCUAGCAGGGACCAACAGACCAGAUAUCUUAGACCCUGCGCUCAUGAGGCCCGGACGGUUUGAUAGGCAGAUCUUUAUUGGACACCCAGAUAUAAAGGGAAGAGCAUCUAUUUUCAAAGUUCACCUUAGGCCCCUGAGGUUGGACAGUAACUUGGAUAAAGAUAAUUUAGCACGAAAACUUGCAUCUCUGACUCCUGGGUUUUCAGGUGCAGAUAUAGCUAACGUAUGCAAUGAAGCAGCUUUGAUAGCUGCGAGACAUCUUUCGGAUGCCAUAAACGAAAAGCACUUCGAGCAAGCAAUUGAGCGAGUGAUAGGAGGCUUGGAAAAGAAAACCCAAGUACUGCAACCAGAGGAGAAAAAGACAGUAGCAUAUCAUGAAGCUGGGCAUGCAGUUGCUGGAUGGUUUCUGGAACAUGCUGAUCCACUUCUGAAGGUGUCUAUUAUUCCACGUGGCAAAGGAUUGGGGUAUGCUCAGUACUUGCCUAAAGAGCAGUAUCUGUACACUAAAGAACAGCUGCUUGACAGAAUGUGCAUGACUUUGGGAGGACGUGUGUCAGAGCAAAUCUUCUUUGGCAAAAUUACAACAGGAGCCCAAGAUGAUCUAAGGAAAGUGACUCAGAGCGCAUACGCUCAGAUCGUUCAGUUUGGCAUGAACGAAAAAGUUGGCCAGAUCUCAUUUGACCUUCCUCGGCAAGGAGACAUGGUGUUAGAGAAACCCUACAGUGAGGCAACAGCAAGAUUAAUAGAUGAAGAAGUGCGAAAGCUUAUUAACGCAGCUUAUGAACAGACAUUGGCCCUUCUGACUGAAAAGAAGGCAGAGGUGGAAAAGGUUGCUUUACGACUCUUGGAGAAGGAGGUUUUGGAUAAGAGUGAUAUGAUCGAACUGCUUGGCCCUAGACCAUUUGCUGAAAAAUCUACUUAUGAAGAAUUUGUUGAAGGCACAGGCAGCUUAGAUGAAGACACUUCACUUCCAGAAGGCCUUAAAGACUGGAACAAAGAUCGUGAGAAAGAGAAAGAGGAAACAACAGAUGAACAGAUAGCCAGACAAAUCACCGGAGACAUGCCCUUUUAGUUCUGAAAUAUGGUG